Messenger RNA from Dermochelys coriacea (leatherback sea turtle), 3182 nucleotides. RefSeq names its product TAFA chemokine like family member 4 (gene TAFA4). Lineage: Eukaryota; Metazoa; Chordata; Testudines; Dermochelyidae. The record is from RefSeq and is a predicted model, not a curated record. The transcript has 8 exons. Bases 760 to 1365 code for a protein of 201 amino acids. Gene Ontology annotation, molecular function: receptor ligand activity.
ACCGGAGCUGCUGCAGCUCCCCGGGCUGAGUCUCCGCUCGCCGCGCUGGGGCUGGCCCCGGAGUGGGGCGCAGCUGGCCGCGGGGGGAGUCCCCCGGGGGGCGCGUCCCGCCCCAGCCCAGCCUCCCGGCCCCACUGACCCGGCCGCUUCGGAACUUCCCCCCCCGGCUCCGGCUCCGGCUCCGCUCCGGCCAUGGGCGCUGAGCCUGGGUGAGUGAGCGCCGGGACCCGCCGGCCGGCUGCAGCUGCGCCCCGGAGCCGGGCUCGGCCACAUGGCGAGCGCCCGGCUGGCCCAGGCGCACGGUUGAAGACAGGUCGGGAGAGGGCUGGGUCCGUCGGUCCCCGGAGCAGACGGACCGACCGGCUCCAGUCCUCCUGAUGGUGGAGACAAGCUUGAAAACAUGACCCACGUGCAGCCUCAAAACCAGAAAGCGAACAAACAGAGCCCACAAUUACAUUUUUAAACAGCCUGUUGCUCACCACUAGGAAACCUGAUGAGGCUUCCAGUGACGGAACAGCAUGGCAUGAACAUGAUGCAACUAUGGCCUUGUCCAAUGUUAACUGAAGUCAGUGAGGUCCUGAGCGGGUCACCGAGUCAAGUCCAGAAUUCAUCCUGAAUGCCCAAUUGCGGUGUUACAUCAGCUGUUCACAUUACCUGUUUGCCCACCCCUUCUUCAGGAUUAAAGACAAAUCACCUUUUUAAGGUCCCCAGAGUGAAGGAAAAUUUCUGAAAUGCAGAAAUGCUUGUUUGUAGCUGCAAAUGGGAAUUUGGAAUAACUGUGAAAAUCGCACUGAAAUAAUUGUGUUUGACUGGAACAAAAUUCUUGCAAAGUCCCCAAGGAUGAGAUUCUGUGCCAAAUCAAUGCUGCUAUCUCACUGGCUCUUUCUGGUCUAUGUGUUAAUGGUGUGCUGUAAAUUGUUGUCCGCCUCUAGCCACCAUCCCCGAGGGCACACAGGCCACCACCAAGUCAAGCAAGGAACGUGUGAAGUCGUCGCAGUGCAUCGUUGCUGCAAUAAGAACCGAAUUGAAGAACGGUCGCAAACAGUCAAGUGCUCUUGCUUCCCGGGGCAGGUGGCUGGAACAACAAGGGCCCAGCCCUCUUGCGUCGAAGCCUCCAUUGUCAUCCAGAAGUGGUGGUGUCACAUGAACCCUUGUCUGGAAGGAGAGGACUGUAAAGUGCUACCGGACUAUUCAGGUAACACGGUAGCAAAGGAUAAACCUGUGUGUCAUUGCUGGAACAAUGGGAUUUGCAGCUGUGUUCCUUUUCUAUUUUACAUAGUUCCAUUGUUUCCUGAGAAUACGGUAGACUUUACACUUCAAACUUACAAAAUUAGUGAGCUAGAAGGACAAUAUUUCUCCUUUUGACUAUGGUGGCACUUCUUGAUGCAGGAUUUCCCCAUGCAGAACUAUACACUUUUAAUUAAAAAAAAAAAAAGGAGAAUUAUGACUCUACUGAAAAUACACCUUGGAUUCUCCAGGACCCUAUACCUGCAAGCAAUUCAUAGAAACACAGACCUGUUCUUCUGAAGCACAUCAACUAUAAGACUUUAUUUACAGCACUGAAGGCUGUAAAAUCAUUUAAACGAUUUUAGAUCUUUCAAGUAGCUUGGGAGAAGAUGGUUACAUUAGAAAGAACUGGCAUAAAUUCAUUAGAAGGUACCAUCUAUCAUGCAGUACAAUGGACCAAUGUAAAGCUGGUCUAAAAGCUAAAUGAACCUAAGGGAUAAUGGUAAUAAACCAUGUCUCAAUGCAUUUUCAGCUGUGAUUUAGUAAAUAUUGGCAAUGUAUGAAGGUGAAAAAAUGACUCUCGUAAAUCAGUAGCAUUUAGUGUAUGCCAUACUUUUUUUUACAAUCUGUGCAAUUAUAUUUAUUUCCUUAGAUAGUUCCAGCUAUUUUAAAUUUUACAUUCAUAAGUGGCAGUGAGGGAAUGCAGGGCAGAGACUAAAUCUGAAAGCAGAUACAGAUUUUAUUGUCCUAAAUAAAUCCGUUCUCUAAGGGAAUAACAAAGUAUAAAUAUUCCUUGCCUCUUUGAUUCCAGAUAUGGAAGAGAAUUUAGCCAUUAGCUAGAAAUAUUCAUUCAGAUGCUUCAAAACAAGAGCAGAAACUAGAACGGCAUAAGGAAAGCUUACUGGAGGAAGGGUAAUUUGUUUAGAUUUUCAUAGCAUUGGUUGUAUUCUAAUAGGUAACUUACUUAAAAUUCAUAAGUCCUAGAUAAAAAAGGGAUCUUCACUUUCAAUUAGUACUAGUUUAUAAUGAUAAUAAUUAAGUGUCCAGUUCCUUGACAGACUAAAUUUUCAAGCUGAUAUGCUUUGUGACACAUAAUUGUUUCAUAUUAUUUUAGAUUUGUCUCAUUCUGCUUUUCUUACUUGCCUGACUGUUACAGUUUUUUUUGUCAUCAGACUUCAUAAAUAGAACUGUAAAAGAAGUGCAGUUGCAGCCAGUCAUUUCAUGGUUACAUCAUUUUAUGGCUUAAGAUGCAUUGGAACAGAAUUAAAUGCAAUGAUGCAGACAGAUAUCAUGCAGAUGAACUGCUACUAACCCAGCUAUUGAAUACAUUGUGAUGUUUUAUGUAAAUAUUACAGUAAUAACAUACAACUGGUUUUUUAUAUAUCCAGAAAUGCCAAAAAAUUGAGACUGUUGCACUAAUUUAGUUCAUUGUGCACAAGCUUUCUAGCUUAUGGGAAAAUUCCAUCAACAAUGUGAAGCUGUUUAGUUUGUUUUGUUGGAGUGAGUAUAAAUACUUGAUCCAGUCUUACUCCCAUUGAAAUCAAUGGCAAAACUCCCUUUUGAUUCCUGUGGGAGGAAGAACGGGCCCUAUAUUUUGAUUUUGGUCUCUCACUUUUAACUAUGUACUUUGAUCACUGCUGAGAUCAUGGUGGCUAUUGUAUUUGUUAAUAAGUAAAUGAGAAUUUUUCUGCUACAUGUUUUGAAAGCUGCAUAGUUAUUCCAUCUAACAGCCUUUGCCCCUCGAAUGGACUCAACAUUUUGAUUUUUUUCAUUGUAAUUUAAGACUAAAUUUAAAGAAUCGCCUGAAGGAUUUAAACUAUUUGUAUGCACACAUGCUCAGUGAUAUAGUUUUAAGUGAAGAUUGUUGUUACUUUAUGUCAUGGUAGCCUAGACUUGAUUAUUAUUUAUCUGUUGUGGUAGGCACUGAACAUACACAGAAUAAAACACUGUCCCUA